Molecule: messenger RNA, 4946 nt
Organism: Folsomia candida
Lineage: Eukaryota; Metazoa; Arthropoda; Collembola; Entomobryomorpha; Isotomidae
Product: nucleolar protein dao-5
Exons: 4
Coding region: 241-4722 (1493 amino acids)
Source: RefSeq, a predicted model, not a curated record
AUAUCAGAGUGUGUUAGCUUUCAUUUUCUAUUACCUCGUAGUCAGUGACAUUAACGUGGCUCAGUCGCAUCAUCACAGCUCCGGUGGAAUUAAUAAAUUCAAAAUCCGUUAAACCCUGGCGAGGCUUGACAUAUGUUUUGAAAAAAUCAUCCAUUUAUUGUUGUACUGAUAAGGUGCGUUUUUGAGUGGUGGGUUCUUUACAAAUAACGCUAUGUGAUUGGACUUUGUGAUUACAAAGUCAUGAAGUUGUCCAAAGUGACUCAUCAUUCGUUAUUUCCGAUCAUUGCAGUCUUGUUGAUUGCGGUACUACAUGCAAAACCUUCAACGGCGGUGUCAACUGCAGAUGACCACCGCUCAAAUGUAGAUUUGCGGCAUUUAAUUUCUAUUUUGGACUCGAAUGGAACAAGUGGUGGGACCACAAGUCAAAACACUGAUCAUAACAGGAAUGUUGCUGACCAGUCGACAAAGGCUAGCUCAUCACCUAAAACUGUGCUUAUUAAAAGGAAAGUCAAAGUAAAAAAGUAUGCGGAGAGUUCCACCGUGGGGCCGCAAGUGACACCAACAAAUGCCCCACCACCAUCCAUCACUAGUAGUACCACGAGGAUGUCAACGUCGACAACGACCUCCAAACCACCGAUCGUGUCAAGUACGACAUCAACUGUUUCAUUUAACACCACGACUCUUCUUCCAAGUAUGAAAAACUCCAAUUUCCCAGUGAAAAAUAAUAGCAAUGCCGAUAGACGCAUUGAUUCUCAUAUUGACACGCUGCAAGAAAUUGCUCCACCCUCUCAACAGGAUUUGGUGAAUCAACUUUCUCUACUUAAUUCCUUGCUUACCAGUCUUGGUGACAAUUCCACAACCACUGAGAGUCCUACGACUACUUCUAAAUCGACAACUUCAACACCAACAAGUGCCACAGAAUCAUCAAGCAAAAAUGUUGCAAUUGAUAAUCCGACUCGCGAAGAUCAACAAGCACUGGCAGCGUUAAGCGCUAUUUUCGGGGGUUCGGAUGCCACAGCGGCUUUGUUAAAUUCAAAUGUGGUCCCACGCCAAAUUUCUUCUGGAGCGGAAACAGAAGCUGCUAAAGCUCUUUCAGAGUUUCUUGUUCAAGCAGCAGCGAUAGAUGCACAAAAAAGCAAUAAUGGUCAUAGUUCGCAUCCCAGCACAAAUCUUAACACAGCGUCAGCAGCUAGUAACCAGUUUUCUAGUCUUGUCUCACUAUUGGGGACAUUGAAUUCAUUUGCACAACAGCCAAAUGAACAAGAUCAGUUUAAUAAUAAUAAUGGCUUCAGUUCUAGUCAAAAUAUUCAACAAUCACAACAAUUAGACCCGCAACAACUGUUAUCUGCAUUUGAAGCAAUUCAUGAGCAACAACAGCGUCAAAAUCCGACCGCACAACCAAACUCAUUGGCAGAUAUACUUGGCCAGGUUCAAUCUCAUUCACCUUUUGGAAAAUUGCUGACCUCUCAAGGAGCUGGGGGAAUUUUGUCGUCGGUUGGCGCUGGACUGACCUCAUUGGGAUCCUCAAUGUUUACCACAGUUUCGAACAUUUUUAGUGGGAGUGGAUUCGGUGGGAAGCCAAGAGUUCGAGGAGUUGACACACGAAUGGGUUUGGGAUACCGGUUUGGAGACGCUGCAGACGCUCAAAUAAUGUUCGAUGUUGGCCCUCAACUCUUCACCGAAACUGUUAAAAAUGAAUUAAGAUCUCCAACCAUGGGCAAGAAAAGUCAUACCGUCGACCCCAACGAAGAGCUCAUCCGUUCGCUGUCAGGGGGUGGUAAGCACCAAGAGGACGUUUCCGCUGCCAAACGAGUUCUUCAACUCCAGCUGCACCGAGAAAUGAGAAAUCAUCAUCUAAAUCAGAAACAAUUCUCUCCAACGGCUAUCACUCCAAAGAAACCACUUUCACUCUUGGAUAUUUGGAAUGCGGGCAAAGAAUUCAACGUUGCGGCUCCCAGACUUCAAAUUCCAGAUCAACUUUUGACACCUCCGCUCAAUGAGGCAGACAUGAUGCAAAUGAAAAGGAACAAAAACUUUCGAAAACGAUCUUCCACAUCUCUCAAGAAUUACUACUCCAAGCCUCUCGAUGACCCUCUGGCUGGACAUAGCACCUUGACUGCAUAUGAACAAAUGCUGAUAACUCAGGGCAGAGACUUGGGAGCAAAGUUUUCCGGAGGAGAAGAUGAAGAACCAAUCCCUACAAGGCGACCCAAACGUCGAAGAAAAUUUCGACAACGACAACCAAUAAUUUUAGAAGAAGAAGAAAAGAUUGAUGACAUUUUGCCAGAAACUGAGUAUGGCAGUGAUAAUGGGCUGGAUGAAUCUCCAUCAAAAAAUAAAAAGCCAACACGGAAAGGCUCAUCUCGAACAAAGAAGAAACGACCAUCCAAAAUGCGACCUCGCCCACCAAAUGACAAGCACAAGUGGAAACCACGCGGAAACGAUAAUCUUGAAGAUGUUACUAAAGAAGAAGACGUGCAUCCGGAUCAUAAACCUACUCGAGAUGGACCUGGGAGCAGGGAAAGGACUCGAGAUCGCACCUCAAAGGAAUCCUCCAGAUCGCGGUCAAAGGAAAACAAAAGUCGGGAGAGAUACGACAAAGACGUUGGCGAGGAGGACGACCAGAGACCUGAUGACCGACCACCACCCUCAAGAGAUGACUUCAACUUCCGGCAAGUCGAGCCCAAGCAGGCUCACUCAGAAUCACGGCCUCAAUUUGAUGACGGGAUAAAUGAUUAUAAUGAUGAGGCUGAGAAUACAGAAAUGAUGGACGACUUUGAUCCACCAGAGCGAUCAAGAGAUGAUGAUGACGAUCAUGCUGAUGAGGUACGCCAUGGAUCAAAGGAAAGACCACGCAGUGAUGAACGAACGCGUGGUAAACCAAAGAAAAUGCCCAACGAGGAUCCGUACUACUGGCCAAAAGAUAAACCACAGGUUGACUUCCGCCAUGAAUCUAAAGAAAAUUAUAAUACAUUUUCCAAAGAAAGGCCAUAUCAUAAUUCUCAACAUGGACCAAGUGAAAGACCAUACGACGACGGUUUCUCUGAUGACGAUGGUCCCAGACACAUCAAGCGCCCCAAGCAGAAAGACAGUUUCAAAGACGAUGAUUACCAUGCGAAAAGGGAACACCGUCCCGUAAGCAAACCGAAGCCAAUAAGGCCACCUCCAUCAAGUUCUCGAGACCAUAAAAAGUCUCCUUCAUCUAAAUUCAGUCUUGCCAAGAUAUUUCACUACUGGGUUAGGAAAGGCCGACGACAAAGUAAUAAAGGGAAACCCAGCAAAAAACCUCCAACUGAUCGCAGCCAUCAUCUUUCUGAAGAUGAGAACUCGGCUGACGAAGCAUAUGAACGGUUCACUUACAGACAACCCGAUUUACCAAAGUCGAGAUCUGAUGAUCGUUUCCACUCGAGAAACACAUUGAGACCUCGUCGCCCCCGUCCGCAGAGCAGUUUCAAUAGAAAAACAAGUCUUUCCCAAGUGUGGGGAGGUGCCAUUGGUGGUAGUGCUGGUGGUAUCCCAUACAAGAACUUUCAUCAAAUAUACUCUCCCCAAAUUAAUCCGGAAGCAAAUGAUUCCUUCCUGAGACGCAAUCAAGUCGCGGUGAAUAACAGAUUGAAGGAAAUUGAAAGACAAAAACUAUUAGAAGCCCAGUCUCAACCUCAAACUGAUUCUUCCUUCUCAGAAUAUGAAGAUGGCCAUCCUUCACCUUCCCCCACUAAUUCUGUAAUGUCGUUUGUUAAAAAUUACUUUGCUUCAAAAACCACUCCAAAACAAAGAGUUACAGACCCUGAACAUAAAACCAACGGUGGGAGUAAUAAUAACGGGUCUAAUAAACCCAAGUCAAUUAGCACAUUAGCAAAACUAAUCUCAAACCCCUCUGCUCUCAAUCCUCUGAAAAUUCUGCCCAUCCGAAGAAAUCGAGUUCGCCCACCCACAUCAACUCCUCCAACUCCCAAUAAUAAGAAACCCCAAGUCCGACAUAAAUUGGCAGUCAUCGGUGGAAAGCUUCAAAUCGUGAAUGUCACUGUUAUUCCCACCACGACGACCACUACUGAAUCCCCCGUUGUUCAUAUUGGAGAUGACAUGUCCUUUGAAGAAUUAACCCAAGUUUUGAGCCAGGUGAAAAAGAAUCAGAAAAAGAAGCUCAAGUUGAAGGUGAAAACAACAACCACGCCUGAACCAGACCAACAUAGAAAAGUUGACUAUGAUGACGAGGACGACGUGCAUGUUGGAGCAAAAGCAGCCGAGAAGGUUGAUGCCGAUGACAACUUGGCUAAAUCAAACCAUGUAGAAGAACAACAGGAUCCCGAAUAUGAUACUGACGAUGGUCUCAAAGGCAUUUUCAUCGACAUUGAAAGCGGUGAGGUUAAUGUGCUCAAGCCCGUUGCGGAACUGACGAGUUUCCUCCCCAAAAAGGAAGAGGAUGAAGAAUCAAACGUUUCUGAUCUUGUUGCCGAUGAGUUGGAUGACGAAGAUGGCGAUGGGAUUGCAGAUCAAGAAAUGAGGAGAAAGACUCAAAUUUUCACCGAAAUUCAAACCGAACUCAAAAAGAAUUACGACAAAAUGAAGAAAGAACAUGAAAGAGUGGAUGCCAAAAAGCGGAGGAAAGAACAACUCGCAGCAAAGGGGAUGGACGAGUCUAUAGAUGUCGUCUCUAAAUAUUUUGACAUGGUCGAAAAGGACGACGACGAAGAUGACAAGCCAUCAAAGUAUAUCUCAUAAUACGUAAAAAUAUUUAUUGAUUGAAACUUAUUUAUUGUGCAUGUGUUCUGUUUUGUUCGUGUGUAGUAACUUAUUCUUAUAUUCCCAUAAUUUUCCUAUUUUCUACUUAUUUAUUUUGCUUGUUAUAUGACAAUGUGACUGACUGCGUGAAAGACUGUGUACCUGUGAACCUCGAGUAAUAAAUAAUCUCAUAGAGCGAAAUAAAGUUGUCGAAAAAGCCGUAA